Mya arenaria is the source of this 3173-nucleotide messenger RNA. Its product is annotated as glycoprotein-N-acetylgalactosamine 3-beta-galactosyltransferase 1-like. The record is from RefSeq and is a predicted model, not a curated record. Gene Ontology annotation, cellular component: membrane. Gene Ontology annotation, molecular function: N-acetylgalactosaminide beta-1,3-galactosyltransferase activity. The coding region runs from base 97 to 1092 and encodes 331 amino acids. The transcript is spliced from 6 exons. NCBI's taxonomy places the organism in Eukaryota, Metazoa, Mollusca, Bivalvia, Myida, Myidae.
AGUUGUUUUCGAUGAAAAAUGGUCAAGGAGUUCCGAAUGCCUUUCGCCACCUUGUAAUCUUAUCGAGAAUACAAUUUAUCAUACAUAAAGGAAACAAUGCUAUCAGAGCUGAAGACGAAGGGAAACUUAAAACUGAUUAUUGUCUUUAUCGUGGUCACUAUAGUAAUUGUUUUAAGUGGAACUGGAUAUUUUUGUACAAGUACCAGAGUGGAAUAUAUUGAAGACAGAAACCAUUAUCUUUGGCCACAGAGAUUGAAUGACGAAUCAGUGAAUGAAACCGGGAGUUCUUGGAAGAAUGUCCGCGUUCUCUGCCUUAUUCUCUCUUCUAGUUCCGGGCAAACAAAAAUGGCCGCCGUGAACGCAACCUGGGCGAGCAAGUGUGAUAAAAAAUACUAUGUAUUGUCUCGUGAGAUAAAUAAAACGGAUAAUGCUGAAAUGCUAAUCACGCCUGAAAAAGAAGGAAGAGAUCAUUUAACGGCUAAAGUAAGAUAUGCCCUGACAUAUGCAUAUGAAAAACACAGGCACGAAUUUGAUUGGUUUCUGAAAUGUGACGAUGACACAUACGUCAUAAUGGAGAACCUACGCCAUAUGUUGGCUAGUACAGACCAUAACAAGCCUAGUUAUAUGGGAUUUCACAUGAAGCUGCUUGUCAAGAAUGGCUACAUGAGUGGUGGUGGCGGAUACGUCAUAAGUUCGCGGGCCCUUCGUGAUGUAGUACGCAUAGGUUUUAAAAAUGGCUUCUGCUUGCUGGAUGGCGGCAACGAAGAUGUAGAAAUUGGAAAAUGUCUUCAGGCUUCCGGUGCCCAAGUCUUGUCAACCCUCGAUAUGUCUGGAGAAGAAACAUUUCACGCAGUCAGUCUGUUCGAGCAUCUUACGGCAAAUCCAGAAACAUUCUGGCUGAAGAAUUACGCAUGGAACAAGCAUUCAAUGGGUCAGAUGUGCUGCAGUCGUUACUCGGUCACUUACCACUAUGUUCGUCCAGAUGAGAUGUACAUUUUCCACCACCUGCUGUACCACACAGAAGUGUUGGGAAUCUUGCGUCCACCAGUACCGGAUAAAAUCUUUGAUUUACAGCCUGUCAAUCCUAGUUAGUCGAAAAUGAAAUGAAAUGAGAUAAAGUCAAGUAUUGCAAUAUCUAUUUUGGAUAAAGACUGAACAAUGUCUGAUUAUGUCUCCCCCAUCCAUGGGGAGACAUAAUAGUCUUGCCGCUGUCCGUCAGUCAGUAAGUCCGUUCGUCACAAAUCGUUUCCGAUCAAUAACUAUAAAACGCUUGGACCAAGGCACUUCAUACUUGGUAUGCAGGUUGGUCAUGGCCAGUAGAUGACUCUAUUGAUUUGUUAUCAGACGGUCAAAGGUCAAGGUCGCGGUGACCGUGAGGUGGAAAAAACAAUUUUCGCUCAAUAACUGAAGAUCAUUUUGGUCCAAUAAAAUCAGUCUUGGUCAUGGCUAGUAUAUAACUUCUAUUGAUUUUGAGAUCUAGGUCAAAGGUCAAUGUCGAGGGGACUUUUAGGGUGAAAUCGAUAUGUUGGCAGUAAUCUUAGACUGAACAAUGUUUUCCAGUCAAUAACUAAAGAACACUUUUACCCAGGAACUUUAUACUUGGUAUGCCAGUUUGUCAUGACUAGUCAUGACACAGAUCAUAAGGUUAAAAGACACUGUCGCGGUGACCUUAAGGUGAUAAAACGGGUUCCACUCUAUAACCAAAGAACGCUUGGGCCCAGGAACUUCAUAUUUGGUACACAAAUUGGUCAUGAUAAGUAGAUGACCGUUAUUGAUUUUAAGGCCAGAAAGUCAAGAUCACAGUCACCUUAAUGUGAAAUAAAAUUGAGGAUCACUGAUCUUUUGCAGUAGAUGUUCACUAUUUAAAAAGGAUGAAUAGGCCGAAUUUUAAGGUCACUGUCCAUUAUUGAUUAUUCUCAGUUGCGACCACACAAAAGAACAAGCGUUUUUCCAAAAGUAAUCAUUAAAAUAGAAUAUCGCCGAAGCCGGUGCUUGUUCAGAAGUGUUGACAGUGAUGCACAUAUUCCUACCGUCAAUUACCUUUCUCAGUAAAACCGGACAAUUAUUAACAUACUUACAUGUUGUGCUUCCAAUUGAUUUUCUUUUCAGAUUGUAAACUAUAUAUAAUUUAUUUCGUUAUACUUUUGGUGUAUGUCAAGGGUAUGUCCCCUUUAUUAUAUUCUCUUUUCAUAGAAGACCAGGAGUUGUAUUUUUCAAAAUGAUAUUUAUAGGGUGAUACAUGGAUGAUAUUGUCUUAUAUAUGGCUAUAUAUGGCAGGUCUUCUUAAGAAAUUAAAAGCCAUUGGGAUAAUUUAUUAAAUUAUUGAAAUACUUGGGGAUUAAAAGGUAAUACUUAUAUGACUAAACGUAAAGUGUAUCGUUAAAGAUGCGGAUUAUAGCCGAAGAAAUAUGGACCUUUAAUGAUCACGAAAUACAAGUUGUAAACUAUUUAAACCAUUUUGGUGUUGUUUGUAUUGUUGUUAUUUAAUGAUACUGGUAACUUUAUCCAAAAUCCAGGAACACUUGUUGACCAUUAAUGUUUUGUUUUGUAAAUGCAAGGGUAAUGACAUAAAACUCCCAAAUUAUUUGUCAGUUAUUUAAAGCAUUCAUUCACUGUUGCUUUAAUUCCGCAGAAGAAGUUUUGGGAUAGUGUUAGAACGAAUCCCAGUGAAAACAAUACCUGCAAUGCUGGUGUGGACUCAUGUAUCAUUCGGCAGAUAACUAUAUAUAUAUACAGAAAUGCGGUCAUAAUUGUUUUACACUAUUGCUUCAACGUGCUUACCUCUGACAAUAGUAUUAAAAUGCAUAUUAUCCAGCUGUGUGUGAUAAUAAUAAAGCUUGUCAUAACUAGUUACAUUUUUGUAUAUAUUGCUUAGACAUUAUAUUAAUGGGGCGUUAGUUAUGACUUCGAUAAUGUUCUAAAUAAUGAUGAAACAUGCAUAUAAAUAUUUAAUAUAGAAACAUAUUUUCUUUGCUGUUAUUCCCUAUUGAUGUUGAAGACGAAUUUAACUAUGUGAUUUGUCCAUAUCUUAACGAUAUAAGAAGAAAUGAAAAUAACAAUAUUCGUGAGACGAUCUGUGUUUAAGUGUUUUGCAAUUGUUGCAAAAAACAACAACAAUAAAAUGGAACGAAAAAGUCUAUGUUUGUUUGUAACGGAGUCUCUUUAAGAAAUAU